Nematocida ausubeli is the source of this 555-nucleotide messenger RNA. RefSeq lists its product as uncharacterized. The transcript has a single exon. Lineage: Eukaryota; Fungi; Microsporidia. The record is from RefSeq and is a predicted model, not a curated record. Bases 1 to 555 code for a protein of 184 amino acids.
AUGGAGUAUGUAUUAAAAGUAAGAAAUAAACAGGAGUUAGAAGGGAAAGUUAUUUUAGUCAAUGAAUAUUUGGGGGCAGAUGUAGACGGGUUUAUUUCCGAGGUACUGGAGGAGUACCCCAGUCACAUGCUGAUAUCCUAUCAUAAACUGUCUUCUGAGUACAAAACAGCGGAUGUGAUUUCGUUUCUAGAUAAAACUCCCAAGGAGUUCUCUGAGGCGUACAAGCCACGAAGUGCUCUGAUAAUAGAUGGGUGGUCGCAUAGGAACAAUAUUCUUGCAGAAGAUGAAAUACACAUAAUGGACAUAAACAACACUCGCGUGUCCACCAUAAAGUAUGCUGAUCAGACAGUUUUUAUUUUAAACCGGUCAGUAACAAAGCCCUACUACAGAGAUGUAUAUAGAAGCUAUGCUCUAAUAUCCCUGAGGCCGCUUGCUAUUGCAACCCACCACACACACAGCCUAACUAUUAGCAUGCGAUCUAUCAGCAUAGAAAUGUGUCUUUUAUAUAGCUAUCGGUAUCCGAGAAAAUACACCCUGUUUGUGCAACAGGCAUAG